AAUACACGGUGUUGUCCACAGGCGAUGGUGGCGUGCUACCCCGGCUCCGGCAGCCACUACGUGAAGCACGUGGACAACCCCAACAAGGACGGCAGGUGCAUCACCGCGAUCUAUUACUUGAAUCUGGACUGGGACGUCAAGAGGUGCGGCGGGCUGCUCAGGGUGUUCCCUGAAGACACUAACCAGGUGGCCGACAUAGCGCCGAUCUUCGACAGGAUGCUGUUCUUCUGGUCAGACAGGCGGAACCCGCAUGAAGUCCAGCCCGCCUACAGCACGAGAUACGCCAUCACCCUAUGGUAUUUUGAUGCACAGGAAAGGGAAAAGGCGUUGAGAAACUACAAAAAACGCGGGCAGCCGUCGUCAAGCAAGUGAUGCACGUGACGUCACGUGGCUUGCAUGGCCCGGAUCCAAGCCGCCACGGCCCUAAUCCAAGCCGCUGCAGUCCCGGUCGAAGCCGCCGCGACCACGCAGCGAUACGAAGCAAUCAGUCCUAGAACUAGUAAAGUCAAAAGAUAAUAUCUCACAGCGCGAUGUUUUCCAAAUUUGUAUAAAAUUUUUGUAAGCAUAUUUUAUCAAUCAUAAUCCAAUAACUAAGGCGAUGGCGGUUGGUAUUUGUAUCAAUAAAUGAGGUCACGUCGUCUAAAAAAAUACAUAAAACAAUUUCAACCUUAUGUAACGAACUCAAGAUUUCAUUUCCCGAAUAGUCAAAACUUACUUCGGUCAAUUAAAGCUAUAUUUAUAGAUGUUAAUAGAUUUUGAUACUAAUUCUAAACACAACUACACAGCCCUCAUCUGCCAAUUAAUUACUGUUAUUAAAAAUACUUGAUAUAGCUCAAGUUUAAUCUAAUUUUUUGCAAUGAAUUGACAAAUUUAUUAGUCUCAUAAGGAUCAUAAUAUGUGUGGCCAAAAUGGGAACUAACAUAGAUCAAGUUGAUGAUUCCUAUUGGUCAAUACAAGAACUUUGACUACAGCGCCCUCUUUUAUGUCAUUCGUAUUUCACGAUCCUUUUUUGACUAUUUCCUGACGUCAAUGUUUUAUUUUUAUUUUAAUCCAAACUCAAUUUGUAUUUAUAUUUUUAAGCCUGAAUAGUAUUAUACCGUUAUAUCACACUACUAGAUUAUGUUCUGUCUGGUUAGUUAAUGUUACGCCUUUUGUUGGUGCUUUUUGUGAACAUGGAUUUAUCAAAAUCAAUAGAAAAGAAAAUCAUUCUAAUUAGUAAGGUACAUCAUGUCAAUCUGAACCUUAUUUAAAUAAGCAAUAUGAAAUGAAAAUGCAUGUCAAAAAUACAAGCACCAAUUAUUAAGCAAGGUGUAUACUUGCAUUGUAACAAGCCAUAUAAACCUACACUUUAGUUCGUUUUUACUUUGAAGAAGUGAAGUCCAAAUAAUGUUAUGAAAUGUAACUUAUAACUCGCAUUUUAUAUCCAUAUAGCUUAAAAAGCGUGAUUAUGUUUUUUUUUAUUAUCUACUUAAUGGUUGUUUGCGUGGAUAACCUCAAAUAGACAGUGGCUUUACCCGACGUGAGAACCUGGAUGGACCUAAAGUUUCUUAAUUUUCUGUUUCGCUUAUAUGAUACUAAAAACGGUCCUCCGAGGUUCCUAUUUGGGCGAGGCUCCAGGCGUAUACCCCUAAAAUAGCCUCUGCAAAUAAAAGUCAUUCAGUCAGAGUAUGGAAUAUUUUGUGAUUUGAAGCGGCAUCAUAGUAGCUCCGUUUUAGAAUCCGAGAUUUUUCUGCAGUUUUGGUUAAUAAUUUUGCUGGCAGUGUCUAUUAGAGGUAACCUUUUGGUUUGUCAUCGCAUCAAUGCAGUGAACAGUGAGAAUGGUUUAAGACUGAAUACUAUUCGAAACGUGUAUAUGAGAUUCAUCGACAUGUACAUUAUUAUUAUAAUUUAUUUAUCUACUUUGUAUUUCACACCGUUUUGUAUAUAUAAUGGGAAAGAAAUUAUGGUUGAGGAUUUUCUAUCUUAUCAUGUUUGAGUAAAGGCGAUGUCAUUUGUUACUUCGAAUAUUAUGAGAGAAAUGCUUUCGAACUAUCUACGAGCUAUCAAAUUAUUCGCUUUCUUAUUAAACCUCUAUUUUAUAUAUAAGGCAUGUAAUGCAUUAUAAUUAUACUAUAUUUAAUAUUAUUUCUCAUAAUAUUUCGAGAGAGACGUCAUUUGUUAAAUAUACUGCCACUUUGUCAUUUCCCGCCUUUUUAUACGUCAAAGUCCAUGAUGUACUCACAGCUUAGAGUUGUGUAGGACAUGACAUAAAAAAGAGUUUGUAAGAGUAGCCUCUUUUUAGCAUUGAGCCGGUACAACGUCCUACUUCAAAUGAGGCGAGGCGUAGUGAGGCUCGGCGCUUCAAUGCGUAUCUUACAGUAUUUUGUAAUGUUAACCCUCAAAAUGUUUCCCUCUCGCUCGCGACUUGAAACGCAGUAACUUAAUGCCCAUUGUAAAAUAACGUCCUACUGUAAUUUGUAGCAUGCGGUUCUCUACCUCACUGUCCUCGUCCUACAGUUUAUCAGAGACGAAGAAUAAGUAAUGCGACUGCCGCGACAUAAAAUUUGAAGUAGUACAAUAUAUAAUUUUGAGCCACUCUUACAUUUUGACGUCAUGUCCCGGACAAAUGUACCGCCUCUUGUAUGUCCUACUCAACAUUAUCACAGCUUGACAUUUCCUGUGUAGAAAGUCACAAAUCUCAAACGUUUUUAAACGACUGAUUGGAAAUAUAAAAUAAUUACCUCAAACGAGAAAUAAAAUACAAAUUGGUGUAAAUAAGUGUAACUGAGCGAAAUACUUACCGCGAAGUGGAGUGUAAAAAGUAUAUAGUAUUGAAUUUUAUACAGUUAGAUAUAAUUAAAUUAAGCAUACAUCUGUCGUAUUUUAAUUAGUAUCGUAAGUAUAAAGGAUUGUGUAAAAAUAAUACUUUUAACUUGUGUGAUGUUACUUGUUAAUUAUGAUUUUGUAUUUGCAACGUUUGUAGUUCUGUCCGUUUUAAUAUUUAGACCAAAAUUGUUUUGUUUGCGGCGCAUUAUAGGACAGAGCCUCGUAUUAAAGUUUACAUUUGAAA
Manduca sexta (tobacco hornworm) is the source of this 3049-nucleotide messenger RNA. Its product is annotated as prolyl hydroxylase EGLN3-like. The transcript has 4 exons. Gene Ontology annotation, biological process: peptidyl-proline hydroxylation to 4-hydroxy-L-proline; cellular response to hypoxia. The record is from RefSeq and is a predicted model, not a curated record. Gene Ontology annotation, molecular function: peptidyl-proline 4-dioxygenase activity; L-ascorbic acid binding; ferrous iron binding. Gene Ontology annotation, cellular component: nucleus; cytoplasm. Lineage: Eukaryota; Metazoa; Arthropoda; Insecta; Lepidoptera; Sphingidae. Bases 25 to 372 code for a protein of 115 amino acids.